Molecule: messenger RNA, 2196 nt
Organism: Heteronotia binoei (common prickly gecko)
Lineage: Eukaryota; Metazoa; Chordata; Lepidosauria; Squamata; Gekkonidae
Product: zinc finger protein ZFP2-like
Exons: 9
Coding region: 72-2165 (697 amino acids)
Biological process (GO): negative regulation of transcription by RNA polymerase II
Molecular function (GO): DNA-binding transcription repressor activity, RNA polymerase II-specific
Source: RefSeq, a predicted model, not a curated record
UUUGGCUGCAAACUGGCAUAAUUUAUGUUAUUCAUUCUGGAUCUGUUCCUUUCUUUGAAGAGAAAAAGGAAAUGACUGAACAAGAACAAGUGCAGAUGCCACAGGAUUGCCUGCCCUGCCUGACAAGAAAGGGAGACAUCAAAACAGAGGAAGAAAAGCGAAGUGAAGACUUGCUGAGGGAAAUAGAAUCCGAGGGGAAGAAGGCAGCCCUGGACUGGAAGGAAAUGCACGGCCUUCUGGACGAGGUGCAGCAGCUUGUGGAAGGCUGGCUGGAAAAGAUUCAGAGCUACGUUGUCUGCCAAAGGAAAAAGACUGUCAGAUUUCCCAGAGAAAGCUGCUGCCUGCAGGAACUGGGAAAAGAGAAGAGACAACAGCUCCUGUUGAGGUCGUCCAGAGACCUAGAGUUGGGGAAUGAGAGUGCAAGAGCCACUGAAAGGAGGGAUGGGAUUAAAGAGGGUGGUCCAGAGGCUGUAGCGAUCGCCACAGGCGCAGAAAGCUUUAAAAAAGGAUUACACAAAUUCGUGGAAGACAAGGUCUGUGAGUGGCUACUAGCUAUGGAUGUGGACAGUGCUGGGUGCAGAGGUGAGAUGUUCUCCUCAAAGCCUCAGACACACUUGGUGGAGCUGGAGCAGAGACUGCUGGCUUUCUCUCAGAAGAGGGCUGUUUUGCACGGGACACUGCUGCAGUUCAAAGAGACUCUUCAGCUGGAACUGAAGCUCAAUGGAGAACCAGGUGAAAAGCCCUGGAUCGAAAAUCCACAGAACCCUGAGGGAAGGAAUGGAAUUAGACAUCCCAACAGAGGAGAUGAGCAAAUAAAUGAUACGGCGGAUGAAAAGCCUGACAUAGAUCAUUCUGAGCAUAAGGAACUGCAUGAGAGACCAAUGGGAAAAGUCACAGAGGGCAUUCCCCUGCACCCAAAAAUGCAAGACACUUUGGAGAGCCAGCAUGAAUCAAAGAGAGAGCUAGGAAACUGCCUGAGAAAUGGGGGAAAGAAUAGAUCUUGCCAAGGAAAUGACAGGGACCUCGACAGAGAUAUCGCUCAGCUGAGGCCUCUGGGGAACCAGAAACAAAAGAUGUGCACCGAGUGUGGGAAAAGCUUCAGCCAGAGCUCUCGCCUCAGCAGGCAUCAGAGGAUCCACACUGGUGAAAAACCGUACAAGUGUUCAGACUGUGGAAAGAGUUUCUGCCAGCGGUCUGGGCUUAUCGUUCACCGGCGAACGCACACGGGCGAGAGGCCCUAUCGGUGCUCCCACUGCGAAAAGAGCUUCAGCUUGAACUCCAACCUCAUUGCGCAUGAGAGGACUCACACGGGCGAGAAGCCAUUCAAAUGCUCGCACUGCGGGAAGGGUUUCAGUCAGCGGUCGGGUCUCCUUGCCCAUGAAGGGACCCACCGGGAAGAGAAGCCGUACAAAUGCAUGGACUGCGGGAAAAGUUUCUGCCGCAGCUCAGAUCUCAUCAUCCACGUGACAACCCACACAGGGGAGAAGCCUUUUAAAUGUUCCCACUGUGGGAAGGGGUUUAGCCGGAAGCCAGACCUCACAGUGCAUGAGAGGACCCACACCGGAGAGAAACCAUAUAAAUGUCCUGACUGUGGGAAAAGGUUUAGUCAGAGGUCAGGCCUCAUAGCACAUGAACGAACCCAUGUAGAGGAGAAACCAUACAAAUGCGGGGUUUGUGAUAAGAAUUUUAGCCAUAGCUCACAUCUGGCGGUACACGACACAACACAUGUGGAAGAGAAACCUUUUAAAUGCCUGGAUUGUGAGAAAAGCUUUGGACGGAAGCCAGACCUCAUAGCACACCAAAGAAACCACACCGGGGAAAAACCAUACAAAUGCUCAAAUUGUGGGAAAUGCUUCAGCCAGAGGCCGAGUCUAAGUGCACACGAAAUGACCCACAUAGGGGAGAAGCUAUUCCCAUGUUCAGACUGUGGAAAGAGCUUCCGCAAUAGCUCCAAUCUCAAAUCCCACAAGAAGACCCAUAUCGGGGACAAACCGUACAAAUGCUCAAUCUGUGAGAAGAGUUUCAAAUGGAGCUCCAACCUAAUCGCCCACGAAAGAACUCACACGGGCGAGAAGCCCUACAAGUGCUUGGACUGUGGGAAAAGCUUCAAGUGGAGCUCGGACCUUAGCAGACACCAGAGAACCCAUCUGGGGGAGAACUCUUGAAGGGCCUGAAUGCAAAGAAAGCAUUUUAAAU